ACACAGACCGGCGUUGACUGGACUCCAGACGUAAAGUUGGAUCAAUUGAAACCGAAACAAUCGAGUGCGCCGUCCGGUGGCCAAUCAAAUGACGCUCAGAGGUUGGAUGGUUUGGUGAGAGCACAGGGAGAUCUGGUCCGCAAACUGAAGGGCGACAAAGCGGCCAAAGAUGUGAUCACCGAAAGUGUGAACAAAUUGUUGGAAUUGAAGGCAGAGUUUAAGAAAGUUUACGGAAAGGAUUGGACACCAGAUGUGAAAAUCAGUCAAACAAAUGGUACAAAUCCGACGCCGACUGCAAAUCCGGCCCCGACUGCUGGUGGAGCCGGAAGUGAUGCCCAGAGAUUGGAUGGUUUGGUGAGAGCACAGGGAGAUCUGGUCCGCAAAUUAAAGGGCGACAAAGCGGCUAAAGAUGUCAUCACUGAAAGUGUGAACAAAUUGUUGGAACUGAAGGCCGAGUUUAAGAAAGUCUACGGAAAGGAUUGGACACCAGAUAUACAGAUAACGAGUCAAACGAGUGGUAAUCAACCGUCAGCUGGAAGUGACGCUCAAAGACUCGACGAUUUGGUCCAAAAACAGGCCGACACUGUCCGCCAACUAAAGGCUGAUAAGGCGGACAAAGCACAGGUCGAUGAGAGCGUCAAAAAGCUGUUAGAACUGAAAGUCGAGUAUAAGAAGACUACCGGCGCUGACUGGGUAUCCAAAGCAGCGCCGGCUGCUGGAAACGCGCCGAAAGCCAGCGGUACUACACCUAAAGAUAGCGCAAAGAAGCCAUCGAGUGAUAAGUCCAACAAAAAGGCCGAAAAUAAGCCCAAAAAGGAGGCGCCGACUGCAAGCAGCGCCGGCGGCGACAGUAAAUCGGGCGCCAAAAAGCAGACCCGACUCGGAAUGGAGACGAAAAAGGCUGAGAACACCGCCGACUGGUAUACGGAAGUCAUAACCAAAGCCGAGAUGAUUGAGUACUACGACGUGUCCGGCUGUUACAUACUGAGGCCCUGGGCAUACGCCAUAUGGGAGACCAUACAGGGCUGGUUCGACGCCCAGAUCAAGGGCCUGGGGGUCGAGAACUGUUACUUUCCGAUGUUUAUAUCGAAGGCGGCGUUGGAGACCGAGAAGACACACAUCGCCGACUUCGCGCCAGAGGUGGCGUGGGUUACGAAGUCGGGUCAGUCCGAGUUGGCCGAACCCAUCGCCAUACGGCCCACGUCCGAGACGGUGAUGUACCCGUCGUACGCCAAAUGGGUCCAAUCGCACCGGGAUCUGCCCAUUCGGCUCAACCAGUGGUGCUCUGUCGUGCGCUGGGAGUUCAAGACGCCCACCCCCUUCCUGAGGACCCGCGAGUUCCUCUGGCAAGAGGGCCACUCGGCCUUCGCCUCCAAAGAGGAGGCGCUCGAAGAGGUCUACCAAAUACUCGACUUUUACGCUCAGGUGUAUGAGUACCUGUUGGCCAUACCGGUCAUCAAAGGCCGUAAGACCGAGAAGGAGAAGUUCGCGGGCGGCGACAUGACCACCACCUGCGAGGCCUACGUGGGCACCAAUGGACGGGGCAUUCAAGGCGCCACUUCCCACUUCUUGGGCCAGAACUUCAGCAAAAUGUUUGAUAUAGUGUUCGAAGACCCGCAAGAAGUCGGUCAGAAGAGGUACGCCUACCAGAACUCGUGGGGUCUGUCCACCCGUUCCAUAGGCGCGGUGGUCAUGAUUCACGGCGACGACAAGGGACUGGUACUACCGCCGCGUGUGGCCAAACUACAGGUGGUGAUCGUUCCGUGCGGUAUAACCGCCACGACUACCGACGCUGACAAACAGAAACUAAUGGACGGGUGCCGACAGUUGGAGCUACAGCUACGAGGGGCCGGUAUGCGCGUGCGGUGCGACCUCAGCGACCACUACUCGCCCGGCUGGAAGUUCAACCACUGGGAGCUGAAGGGAGUGCCCGUUCGCGUCGAGUUCGGCCCCAAAGACAUGCAAAAGGGAGAGUUCGUGGCUGUCAGGCGAGACACCGGCGCCAAAAGCACCCAUAAGUUGGCGAACGCCGCGGGAGACUGUAAGACACUAUUGGAUCAAAUUCACGACAACCUCUACGAGAAGGCCAAAGGGGAACGGGAUUCGCAUCUCAUUGUGACCCGCGAUUGGCAGCAGUUUUUAGCCAAAUUGGACGAGAAGUUCAUAAUAAUGUCGCCCUUCUGUGGCGGUACCGACUGCGAGGACCAGAUUAAGAGGGACUCCGCCAAAGAGGACGUGUCGGAUGCCUCCGGACCACUGAUGGGCGCCAAAUCGCUGUGCAUUCCUCUGGAACAGCCCCAAGAACUCACUCAAGACAUGGUAUGCAUUCAUCCCAACUGUAAAGCGAAGCCGAAGUACUUCACGCUUUUCGGAAGGAGUUAUUAA
Messenger RNA from Oppiella nova, 2385 nucleotides. The record is from the annotation of a GenBank genome assembly. Lineage: Eukaryota; Metazoa; Arthropoda; Arachnida; Sarcoptiformes; Oppiidae.